AUGCACGUACUCAUUAUUCUCAUUUCGUUCACGGUGAACGCCAACGCCAGUCAUUUUCUGGGCGGUAUCAUCAGCUGGCGCGUACAGAACGCGUCAACGAAUAAUUCAUUGAUAGGUAUUUUGAUUACUCAAACAUAUUCAUGGACUUAUGUUCCUGGCCGAUGUGAUAACAAUUCAAUCAUAACUAAUCAAUUAGUUUCUGGUGCUAGUGGAACACUUACUUGUUCGCCCAGCUGUCCUCCUGGUUGUUCGGGUAUUUCUGCAGCACCGAUCUGUACUGAUCUAUCAAUAUUGAAUGGUAUUGCCGUUGGGCAACGUUCAGAUAUUGUUUAUGUACCAGUGGGCAGUAGCUUCUCAAUUAUAUAUGCAAGUAGCGCUUGGGGUACGUUAUCACUAGGUGGGACUGCUUGGUCUAUUGCUUCGCGCAUCAAUCUCGCACGACGCUCUGACAAUAAUAUGUUUAAUAAUGCUCCUGUAGCCACCAUCAUGUCGCCGGUGAAUAUAGAAGUAAAUCAGAAGACUUGGAUAACUGUGUCAGUAAGUGAUGCUGAUGGCGAUGUUGUUCGAUGCCGUUGGGCUGGUGUUGUUAAUGGUGUUGAUGAAUGCUCUUCUGUAUGUUCACCAGGUUCAUUACCACCGAAUUCAAUCCUGUACUCUAAUUGUACACUUGAAAUUACAGGUCCAACUAUUAGAAAUAAAUAUGCUGUAGCACUGAUGGUGGAGGAUUUUAUUAAUUCAACUAGUACAAUCCCUUUAAGUUCCGUUCCAGUUCAAUAUCUUGUUAGUAUUGUUGGACCAGCAUCAUGUCUUGUACUUCCUGAAAUAACCUUUUCUGGAUCAUCAUGCACACCAAUAAAAGUUAACGACACAUUCUACGGAUCGAUUUUUGGUAUCAACCACUGUAGCUCAAAUGUCACUAUUCUCGAUAUUUCUACAUUAUCCUUUCCUGGUUUGAUUCAAGGUCCCCUCACAGCGCUGAAUUCUACAAUAUACUAUAGAGCUUUACAAUGGACGCCUACAAUAAAACAGCUAGGGUUUCAAGGGAUGUGCGCGAUGGCAUUGAACAGUGAAAAAUCACAAUCACCACAGUACUGUUUCACUUUCUAUGUGACAGAAAAUGGUACAAGUACGUGUCCUGUAGCUACCAUUAGCAAUGCAACAACAACAACAACAACUACUACUACUAAAACAUCAGCUAAUCAUAUUGAUUGGCCAUUAAUCGCAGGUGUAUGUGCUGCUCUUGCACUUGCCGUCUUGGGGUGUUGCCUAUGCUUACUUCUUCGCAUAUUCAAAUGCUAUCCGUUUUCAUCUCGUAGGAGGUCUAGUAAAAACAAUGGUCCAGAGCAUUCCAAGCUGCCAAUGCAUACACGAAAGAUCAGCACUGUCCGUUAUUUCCGAAAUGAGAAUCCCAAUGAUUUGAGCGAAAACUCAUCUCGAUCGAGUCUUAUAAAAAUUAACAAUCACAGACAACCAAACAUCGCUGAGGUUUCUCAAUGUUCACACAAAAUACCACGGACAGUGCCAUCCAACGAUACUAAUUUGAAUGACAAAUCUACAGAUAAUGAUUGUGGUACCUCUAUAACUCAAUCACGACAUAAUGUUCAUGUUAAAAGGAUUCGUCAACAAUACCUCAAGAGUAUGUUUGAUGAUAAGUCAUCAAAAAUGAAGAAAAUACGCCCGCAUAAUACGGCUUCUACAAACAACAUGAAUGUCAUACCAAAUGCUGUUUUUGGUGUUCUCUCUCAAUCUCAAUCUCAAAUGCAAAUCCAGAAACCCGUACAACCAAAAACUGAGCAUGCUGGCAAUUCCUUUACAAAUGUCACCAUCUCACACAUAUCUCGAUCGAAUUUGUAG
This is a messenger RNA of Adineta ricciae, 1854 nucleotides long. Lineage: Eukaryota; Metazoa; Rotifera; Eurotatoria; Adinetida; Adinetidae. The record is from the annotation of a GenBank genome assembly.